AAAUAAUGUUCAGUCAACAGCGUUUACUAUAUAUAAAUACAACCAUUCAUUCAUUCUCUUAUAAUCCAUCCACUCGUUAUAUCUUUGAAUGCGAUACAUUCACCAUUUUUCUCUUCCGAAUCACAAUUCAAUUCAAUUUUCUCUACUCAGAGUGUGUGUGUGUAUGUGAUGGGUUCUUCUCCAAAUUCAAAGCCUAAAGUCGUUAGAGGUGCCGCUGGUUAUGUUCUCGAAGAUGUUCCUCAUCUCACAGAUUACAUUCCUGAAUUACCAACGUAUUCUAAUCCAUUGCAAGACAAUCCUGCAUAUUCAGUUGUCAAGCAAUAUUUCGUGCAUAUUGAUGAUAGUGUUCCUCAAAAGAUUAUUGCUAACAAAGAUAGUCCAAGAGGAACACAUUUUCGGCGUGCUGGGCCUCGGCAAAGGGUGUAUUUCGAAUCAGAUGAAGUUCAGGCUGCAAUUGUGACAUGUGGGGGUUUAUGCCCUGGCCUCAACACUGUUAUUAGGGAGUUAGUUUGUGGUUUAUACCAUAUGUAUGGCGUCAAGAAAGUUUUGGGAAUCAGUGGUGGAUACAAGGGUUUUUAUGCUCACAAUACAAUCCAACUAACUCCUAAAACCGUAAAUGAUAUACAUAAGCGUGGGGGAACUAUCCUUGGUUCAUCACGAGGUGGACAUGACACAAUUAAGAUAGUUGACAGUAUUCAAGAUAGGGGAAUCAAUCAGGUUUAUAUAAUAGGAGGAGAUGGAACUCAGAGGGGCGCAUAUAGAAUUUUUGAGGAAAUUCGAAAGCGUGGUCUCAAAGUUGCAGUUGUUGGAAUCCCAAAAACCAUAGAUAACGACAUUCCGGUAAUUGACAAGUCCUUCGGCUUUGACACAGCUGUCGAGGAGGCUCAACGUGCUAUAAAUGCAGCACACGUUGAAGCUGAAAGUGUUGAAAAUGGCAUAGGCGUUGUCAAGUUGAUGGGCCGGUACAGUGGAUUUAUUGCAAUGUAUGCUACCCUUGCAAAUCGGGAUGUCGACUGUUGCUUAAUUCCGGAGACACCCUUUUUCCUUGAAGGUCCCGGGGGACUUUAUGAGUUUGCGGAGAGAAGACUAAAAGAAAACGGCCACAUGGUUAUUGUGAUUGCUGAAGGAGCAGGACAGGAACUUGUUACUGAGAGCAUGCAAGCCUUGCAAAAGCAGGAUGCUUCCGGAAACAAACUUCUUCAAGAUGUUGGGCUAUGGAUAUCCCAGAAGUUGAAGGAAUACUUUGCUAAGCAGAAGACAAUGAGCAUUACUCUCAAAUAUAUAGAUCCUACCUAUAUGAUUCGAGCUGUUCCAAGCAAUGCUUCUGACAACGUCUACUGCACACUUCUUGCUCAAAGCGCGGUUCAUGGAGCAAUGGCAGGUUACACUGGUUUUACUAGUGGGCUUGUGCAUGGAAGACAAACUUAUAUACCCUUUAAUAGAAUCACUGAAGGACAGAACACGGUAGUGAUAACUGAUCGAAUGUGGGCUAGGCUUUUAUCUUCCACAAAUCAACCCAGUUUUUUGAUAGCUAAGACUGCCCAUGAAGAGAAGAAGAAGGAAGAAGCAGAAGAAAUGGAUUCAUUUAACCUGUAGGACCGGCAUUGUUCAUAUAACCACCAUUUUGUUAACAAAACUGUCUGGCAGUAAUUUAUCAUGUCUGUACAUAUUAUUACCAUCAUUUUAGCCUCUACUUUGUGUUGUAACUGUAACUUGUAAAGUAGUACUGUAUACAUGAUUAGUUAAUUUUUUCCUUUCCACAUCGAUAACCGAUAAGAUGUCUGUGUGGAAAGCUCAGCCUUACAUGAGCACGAUAUAUUCUUUUGUAAUGUUUUGUCACGGAUUCUAAUCAUUUGAAAGAGUUCUGAUUCAUAUACAAGACUUUUUGUUUCAAA
This is a messenger RNA of Trifolium pratense (red clover), 1895 nucleotides long. RefSeq names its product ATP-dependent 6-phosphofructokinase 3-like. Gene Ontology annotation, cellular component: cytoplasm. Gene Ontology annotation, biological process: glycolytic process; fructose 6-phosphate metabolic process. The transcript is spliced from 13 exons. NCBI's taxonomy places the organism in Eukaryota, Viridiplantae, Streptophyta, Magnoliopsida, Fabales, Fabaceae. The record is from RefSeq and is a predicted model, not a curated record. The coding region runs from base 169 to 1596 and encodes 475 amino acids. Gene Ontology annotation, molecular function: ATP binding; 6-phosphofructokinase activity.